AUGGCUCUCACACGUGCCAUGCUCACCCUCACAAUGUUACUAGCUCUUGUAGCAAUGUCCAUGGCUCAAGGCCCAGCCCCGGCACCAAAAUAUUUCACCCCCUCCAUGCCGCCGUCGAUCGCCGCCCCACCGACGACCACCAUCGCCUCUCCACCGACAUCUGUGGUGGCACCACCACCAUCAACCACAGAAUCGCCGGCACCUAGUCCCGUUGAAGCUCCUCCUCCCUCCAUCGCCGCCCCACCAACCACCGCAAUGCCCCCGUCCACGGUGGCUACACCACCAACUGCUGCCAGCCCACCUCCUAUGGAAGCAGGCAGCCCAACUAGCCCACCAAGCCCACCAAGCCCACCAGCUGCAAUGGGACCCGGGCCAGUCGCAUCCAGUCCAAACUCAGGUGCUUUUGUUCAUGGGAUUAGCAUGGCCUUGGUGGCAUUCUUGGGUGGAGUUGCGCUAGUCCUUGCUUAG
This is a messenger RNA of Prunus avium (sweet cherry), 468 nucleotides long. RefSeq lists its product as uncharacterized. The record is from RefSeq and is a predicted model, not a curated record. NCBI's taxonomy places the organism in Eukaryota, Viridiplantae, Streptophyta, Magnoliopsida, Rosales, Rosaceae.